Aspergillus terreus NIH2624 is the source of this 903-nucleotide messenger RNA. Its product is annotated as Yip1 family protein. The record is from RefSeq and is a predicted model, not a curated record. NCBI's taxonomy places the organism in Eukaryota, Fungi, Ascomycota, Eurotiomycetes, Eurotiales, Aspergillaceae. Gene Ontology annotation, cellular component: Golgi apparatus; membrane. Gene Ontology annotation, molecular function: small GTPase binding. The coding region runs from base 1 to 903 and encodes 300 amino acids. Gene Ontology annotation, biological process: vesicle-mediated transport. The transcript is spliced from 4 exons.
AUGGCUAACCGGGGCUACGACGUGGUUGUAGAUGUGGACGCCGAGGGCGACCUCGGCCAUACUGACCUUCAGGAGGACCUUGAAUUCCACCCUUCGAACUUCGAGAACGACCAGCGCAGCGCAAAAGCACAUCAAGAUUCUGCUCCUUUCCUCGGUGGAGGUGGAGGGCCCUCCCGCGGUCGUGACAGGUCGCCAGGCGGAACGCCCACCAAGCACACGUGGUGGUCUAUCCACUACUACUCCCAAUUCUUCGACGUCGACACGAAUGAAGUGCUCCGCAGAUGCGUCGCGGCGGUAUACCCGCGUAGCAACUUCCUCGACGUUCUCGAAGGCAACGCCGACCUGUACGGCCCGUUCUGGAUUGCGUCGACCGUGGUGGUGAUCCUUUUCCUGACGGGAACCAUCUCGCAAUGGCUCGCGAGCAACGACGAUGAUCACUUCGAGUACGACUUCACCCUUCUCUCCGGCGCCGCGGGCUUGGUCUACGGAUACACGUUUGUUCUGCCCAUUGCUCUGUGGGGUGCCCUGAAGUGGUUCGGGAGCUCCACCGCGGACCUGAUCGAGUGCUGGGCGCUGUAUGGGUACUCGAAUGUGAUUUGGAUCGCUGUCGCGCUGAUCAGCUGGAGCCCUCUGACGGCGCUCAACUGGGCGUUGGUGGGAGUGGGCUUUGGCUGGACUGUCUUCUUCCUCCUGCGCAACCUGUACCCGGUCCUCAGUGCCACGGACGCGAAAGCGAGCAAGAUCCUCCUGAUCCUGGUCAUUUUGCUGCAUGCGGGUUUCGCUAUUGCCAUUAAGAUCUUGUUCUUCGCCCACGGAAGCCCCGUGUCCAAGAAGAACAAGGACAAGGACCACGACGACGAUGAUGACGACGACGAUCACAAGCGACGGAUGAUGGGCAUGUAA